AUGUCAGAUCCCGAUACUGCCGAAUUGGUGUUCAGGCUCACUACUAGUGGUAGGAUUCCUACACAAGAUACCAUUCAACAAAACCAAACAAUGGAACGUUUCAUACUACCAAAAUCUAAAGAAGGCAUUAUUGCUUCAACAAGAGAGAAAGCUAGAAAGAGACAGGCACUUUGUCGUAUCAAGAAAAGGAACGAACAAAGUCUUAUUCCUACAACAUCCAACCAUCUUGAAGAUACUGGAAAUAAACAAUUUGCUUCAACAUCCAAUCAUCUUGAAAAUACUGAAAAUCAAGAACAAGUUGAACAUUACUGUGGGCCAUUAAAUAUUCUAUGCCCAUAUUGUAAUGCAUUAAAUUUUAUUUCUGAAAAACCAUCUGAUGGAAAAUUUAAAAAUUGCUGCCACAAAGGUCGUGUUUUAUUGCCUUCUCUACAAUAUCCAGAUUUUUUAAUAGAUUUACUUUCAAAUUUAGACAAUCAUUAUUAUAAAAAUUUCUCUCAGAAUAUCCGCUCAUACAACAGCUCCUUGGCCUUUGCCUCGAUGGGGGCUAAAAAUGAUAAUUUAUUAAAUAAAGGCCCAUACUGUUUUAGGGUUCAUGGUCAAAUUUAUCAUCGAACUUCACAUUUAUAUCCUCCUAAUGGCGUUUCCCCAAAAUAUGCACAAUUAAAUGUUCUUGAAACAUCUCAGGCUAUUGAAAAUCAUGUUGAGAAGGCCGAAGAAAUGAAAGCUAGGUUAGAAAACCGUCCUAUAUCAAAGGUAAAUAUGAUUUUUCGCCGUGAUCGUGCUAAUGAUAGAAGAAGAUUUAAUAUUCCUACUAUUGAUGAAGUAGCAAUGAUUUUUAAUAACGAUGAUGGAGAACCACCUUUUCAACGUGAUGUUAAAGUUUAUCCACGAAAUGAUGAUUCAAAUUUAGUUAUCUUAAAUAUUCUUAGCCCAAAUUUAGAUCCUAUGGUGUAUCCUUUACUAUUUUCUUAUGGUGAUCAUGGAUGGCAUACGGAUAUGAAAUUUAAUGGACCAUUUAACAAGGGAACAAGAUCAAAUAUAACUAUGUUACAAUUUAAAAUAUCAAGGUUAGCUAUUCGUGCUAACAUUUUUAAUCCUAUUCUUUAUGCUGGGCGAUUAUUUCAUCAAUAUGUUGUUGAUUCUUACCUCCAAGUCGAAGCUAAUAAUUUGAAUUAUAUAAAAUUUAACCAAUCAAAAUUACGUGUAGAGGAAUAUUCAGGGUUUAUGGAUCAUAUUUCUAAAGCAAAUGAUAAUACUAAUUUACCUCUAGGAAGAGCCGUUAUUUUGCCUUCUUCUUUUCAGGGGUCCGAAAGAAACAUGUGUGAUAGAUAUCAUGAUGCUAUGGCUAUCGUUUCUAAGUUUGGUAAGCCUGAUUUAUUUAUAACUUUUACAUGCAAUCCCAAUUGGAGGGAAAUUAAAGAAAAUCUUUAUAAAGGACAGAACCCUUCGCAUAGACCUGAUUUAUUAGCUAGAGUUUUUCAUUUAAAAUUAUCUGAAUUAUUACACGAUAUUAUUAAAAAAGAUUUCUUUGGCAAAUGUUCGGCGUAUGUUUAUACCAUAGAAUUUCAAAAGAGAGGAUUACCUCAUGCUCAUCUGCUCAUUAUAUUAAGCGAAAAUAAUAAAAUUGAAACAACCGAGUGUAUAGAUAAUUUUGUUCGAGCUGAAAUCCCAGAUAAAAAUAUCGAACCCCGAUUAUAUGAUAUUGUAACUCGCUUUAUGAUACAUGGACCAUGUGGUAUUUUGAAUCCUCACUCACCAUGCAUGGAAAAUGGUUCGUGUACAAAAAAAUUUCCGAAAGAUUUUCAAAAAGAAUCUCAACACAAUGCGAAUGGAUAUCCAUUUUAUCAACGUAGAGAUAAGGGUUUUAAUCAUGUCGGAGGUAAGCCAGUUGAUAAUCGAUACGUAAUCCCUUAUAACAAAUAUCUAUUAUUAAAAUUUAAUGCACACAUAAAUGUUGAAAUAUGUACAUCAAUAAAAUCCGUCAAAUAUAUUUUUAAGUACGUUUACAAAGGAUACGACUGCGCUAAUAUAGAUCUUAAAACUAAUUCGCUUCAAUCUCAUGAUGAAAUUAGAAUGCAUAUAAAUGCCCGAUAUGUAUGUGCAUGUGAAGCCAUGUGGAGAUUAUUAGAAAAUCGUAUGCAUGAUCGAUCUCACGGUAUAAAUCGAUUAGCAAUACACUUGCCAUUUCAUCAACCGGUAUAUUUUAUAGAAGGACAAGAACGUCAGGCAUUAGAGAAAUCUGCCGGCAGAAAUACUACAUUAACUGUCUGCGCUAAUAAGUGGAAACCAAGGCAAAGACAAAACAAUAUAAUUUCAAGGAUGUAUACUGUUGAUCCUAAAUCCGGCGAGAGAUUUUUCCUACGUUUACUAUUACUUCAUGUUGUUGGCGCCACAAGUUUUGAAUAUUUGAGAACUGUAAAUGGAGUUUUAUAUAAUACUUUUAAAGAGGCAGCUUUUAAAAGAAAUUUAUUGGUUGAUGACAAGGAAUAG
Molecule: messenger RNA, 2490 nt
Organism: Gordionus sp. m RMFG-2023
Lineage: Eukaryota; Metazoa; Nematomorpha; Gordioida; Chordodea; Parachordodidae
Exons: 5
Coding region: 1-2490 (829 amino acids)
Source: RefSeq, a predicted model, not a curated record